AAAAUCAUCGGUGUCACAUUUUGUCACGUCUCUUCUAAGAAAAUAAUGGGAGAAAACGGAGCCAAGCGAUGGAACUUCGGAGCUAACGAGGUCGUUCAACGAUCUAACUCACUUACCAUUCGUGACUAUCUUAACACCUUAAUGAGUAAUCUCGACGGUGGUGACGUAAGGCCCGUCAUUCCCCUGGGACACGGCGAUCCUUCUCCAUUCCCGAGCUUUCGUACAGAUCAAGCCGCUGUUGAAGCCAUCUGUGAUGCUGUCCGCUCGACAAAGUUUAACAACUAUUCUUCUUCUUCCGGUGUUCCUGUCGCUAGGAAGGCUGUUGCAGAGUACCUCUCUCAGGAUCUCUCUUACCAGAUAUCUCCAAAUGAUGUUCAUAUGACAGCUGGUUGUGUGCAAGCCAUCGAAAUUUUGAUAUCCGCUCUCGCAACUCCUGGAGCCAACAUUCUGCUUCCUAGGCCUACUUACCCGAUGUAUGAUUCCCUAGCGGCUUUUUGCCGACUCGAGGUUCGUUAUUUUGACCUCCUACCAGAAAAUGGUUGGGAUGUUGAUCUUGAUGGAGUUGAAGCUCUGGCGGAUGACAAAACCGUUGCUAUAGUUGUUAUAAAUCCUUGCAAUCCAUGUGGGAAUGUUUUUUCUCGCAAACAUCUUCAAAAGAUUGCUGAGACGGCUUGCAAGCUUGGAAUACUUCUGAUUGCAGACGAAGUCUAUGACCAUUUUGCUUUUGGGGACAAACCCUUUGUGUCAUUGGCAGAGUUUGCAGAGAUAGUGCCUGUGAUUGUUUUAGGUGCCAUAUCUAAAAGAUGGUUUGUUCCUGGAUGGAGACUUGGUUGGAUGGUGACUCUUGACCCUCAUGGCAUCAUGAAAGAUUCCGGGUUUGUUCAGACUCUUAUCCAUGUCGUCAACUUGUCCACGGAGCCUGCAACGUUUAUUCAGGGAGCAAUGCCUGAUAUCAUUGGGAAUACAAAGGAAGAAUUCUUCGCAUCAAAACUCGAAAUGGUGAAAAAAUGUGCAGAGAUUUGUUAUGAAGAGCUUAAGAAGAUCCCUUGCAUCAGUUGCCCCUGCAAACCUGAGGGGUCAAUGUUCACGAUGGUGAAGUUAAACCUUUCGCUACUCGAAGGUAUCAUUGAUGAUAUGGACUUCUGCUCCAAGCUGGCUAAAGAGGAAUCUAUGAUCAUCCUACCAGGUCGCGCUGUUGGGCUCAAGAACUGGCUACGUAUCACCUUCGCAGUUGAGCUUGAGCUUCUCAUAGAAGGUUUUUCCAGGCUAAAGAACUUUACGGAGAGACACUCCAAAAAGCAGCCAUGAGAAUUGAGACUUUCUCUCACUCUCCACAGCCAAAGCAAAUUAGAUUUUGCUUAGAGGCUUAUUACAUACUACUGUUGACUUUAUAAAAUAUUUGCACAAAU
This is a messenger RNA of Arabidopsis arenosa, 1409 nucleotides long. The record is from the annotation of a GenBank genome assembly. Lineage: Eukaryota; Viridiplantae; Streptophyta; Magnoliopsida; Brassicales; Brassicaceae.